Molecule: messenger RNA, 930 nt
Organism: Conger conger (European conger)
Lineage: Eukaryota; Metazoa; Chordata; Actinopteri; Anguilliformes; Congridae
Product: olfactory receptor 52E4-like
Exons: 1
Coding region: 1-930 (309 amino acids)
Biological process (GO): G protein-coupled receptor signaling pathway
Cellular component (GO): membrane
Molecular function (GO): G protein-coupled receptor activity; olfactory receptor activity
Source: RefSeq, a predicted model, not a curated record
AUGGACAACAUAUCUUUCAAUAUGGGAUUCACCUUUUCUGGCCUUAAAGAGUCAAAAGUAAACAGAUAUAUAUACUUUGUUUUAAUUUCAAUUGUUUAUUUGUUAAUAAAUGUAUUUAAUCUGAUUCUUAUUGUGACAAUUAUUCUAGAGAGAGCACUCCAUGAGCCCAUGUACAUCUUCCUUUGUAACCUGUGUUUUAAUGGACUGUUUGGACCAGCAGGUUUUUACCCUAAAUUCCUGUCUGACUUAGUUUAUGGCAUUCAUCUCAUCUCAUACAAUGGUUGUCUGCUGCAAAUAUUUGUAAUCUACAGUUAUGUAGUGUGUGAGUAUUCAAUAUUAAUGAUAAUGGCUUAUGACAGGUUUGUAGCAAUAUGUAAACCAUUGGAGUAUCACAGGAUAAUGAGAUCUCAGACUGUUUGGAAAUUAAUUUUGUUUUCAUGGUCAUUUCCAUGUACAACUGUGUUCACUGGAGUUAUGUUAACAAUGAGAUUGCAAUUAUGUGGAUCCCACAUUGAUAAAUCCUAUUGUGAUAACUGGUCAGUUGUGAAGCUCUCUUGUGUACCAACUACAAUUAAUAAUGUUUAUGGGUUUAUUUUAAUCCUUUUAGUAAUAGCACAUGCUGUUUUUAUUGUGUAUUCUUAUAUGAAAUUGAUCCGUGCAUGUAUACAAUCAAAGGACAGCAGAAACAAAUUCAUGCAGACCUGUUUACCACACUUGGUUUCAUUAAUUAAUUUUACAAUAGCUAUGCUUUUUGACACAAUGUUCAGUCGAUAUCAAUCAAAGGAUUUCCCACCAAGUUUACGUAACUUCCUGCAACUGGAAUUUCUAAUAAUCCCACCUCUUUUAAAUCCCAUUAUGUAUGGGCUGAAACUGGCCGAGGUACGUAAAACACUUUUUGGAAAAUGUAAGGUACCUAAAAUUAAAUAUUAA